UAAUAAUUUAUGUAGUAGGUUUUUGUCCCCCACGGAGACGGCUCGUGAUUCGAGAGUUCAAAAGGCCUCCGGGUACAACUGCCCCUCUGCCAGCAAGUAGAAGAUCAACGAACCGUCUCUCCAUCUCCUUUACUCUCUCCGCCGAUGUCGACCACCGAUUCCUCCAGUCAUGGCGAAUCGCACGCCUCGUUCUCCAAAGAACACCAGCAAGGAGAAGAACUCGAAGUUCUCCGAAGCCACUUUCCUUCUGACUUCGUCUUUGGCGUAGCUACCUCUGCUUAUCAGGUUGAAGGGGCAUGCAAGGAGGGUGGUAGGGGUGCUAGUAUUUGGGAUGCUUUUUCACACACUAAAGGAAAAAUUUGUGAUGGAAGCAAUGGAGAUAUUUCAGUGGAUCAAUAUCAUCGUUACAAGGAAGAUAUUGACCUUAUAGCGAAGUUGGGUUUUGGAGUUUAUCGUUUUUCCAUAUCAUGGUCUCGCAUCUUCCCUGACGGAUUGGGAACCAAAGUCAAUGAUGAAGGGGUUGCUUAUUACAAUAAUGUCAUUGAUGCUCUUCUUGAGAAGGGAAUUCUGCCUUAUGUGACUUUAUACCAUUGGGACCUUCCUCUAAAUCUUCACGAGUCAAUGGGAGGAUGGUUAAAUGAGCAAAUUGUGAAAUACUUUGCAAUUUAUGCGGAUACUUGUUUCGCAAAUUUUGGUGAUAGAGUAAAGAAUUGGGUUACAUUGAAUGAGCCUCUUCAAACAGCGGUGAAUGGAUAUGCUACUGGGGUAUUUGCUCCUGGAAGAUCUGACCAUUCGUCAACAGAACCUUAUUUGGCUGGACACCACCAAAUCCUCGCCCAUGCGGCAGCUGUUUCCAUAUAUAGAAAUAAAUAUAAGGAAAAGCAAGGGGGACAAAUAGGCUUGGUAGUAGAUUGUGAAUGGGCUGAAGCAUUUUCAGAUAAAAUUAAAGAUUUAAAUGCUGCAUCGAGGCGUCUUGACUAUCAGCUUGGAUGGUUUUUGGACCCAAUAUUUUUUGGAGAUUAUCCUGCAUCUAUGCGUGAAAGAAUUGGAGAUCAGCUUCCAAAAUUCUCUCAGGAAGAUAGGGAGUUGCUUGGAAACUCAAUAGACUUUGUUGGUUUGAAUCAUUAUACAUCAAGAUUUAUUGCUCAUGGAGCAAAUAACGGUGAAGAGUUUGACUUUUACCAGGUCCAAGAAACAGAGAGAAUUGCUGAAUGGGAAGGAAGCAAGGUUAUUGGUCAAAGGGCAGCAUCACCGUGGCUUUAUGUAGUUCCUUGGGGCAUACGGAAGGUUCUCAAUUACAUUACACAGAAAUACAACAAUAUACCAAUAUAUAUUACUGAAAAUGGCAUGGACGAUGAAGAGGAUGAUUCUUCCCCACUCCAUGAGGUUCUAGAUGACAAAAUGAGGGUUGGCUACUUCAAGGGUUAUCUAGCUGCAGUUGCUCAGGCAAUCAAAUAUUGCGGUAGUGAAGUGUGAAUGCAAGAUGGGAGAAGAAAAUAUUUGUGCACCACUAUUUAAAUACAUGGGAGUUGGUUUACAUUUCACUUUGUGUGGGUAGGUGACAACAGUGUAGAGUAAAUACAUCCAAACGAGCAAGGCAUUAAGCGUUUUUAUGUUCUUGUGCUGAAUGCAUGGGCAGGGAUGGAGCUAAUGUGAAGGGAUACAUUGCUUGGUCAUUAUUGGACAAUUUCGAGUGGGGCCAAGGUUAUACCAAGCGUUUUGGUUUAGUUUACGUGGACUACAAGAAUGGGUUGUCUCGGCACCCAAAAUCAUCUGCACUUUGGUUCUCGCGGUUCCUGAAAGGUGACAAAGGGAAGCAAGGCAAGGAAGCGUGAUGAUUUUCAUCUUCACUUGUGGACGUGCACCACCUGAAAAAACCCAUCCCAUCCCUUUUGUCUAUUUAUGCAACUUGUUUACUGCAGACUCUGUUUUGUGUGAACUUAUUUAUGUUUCUCUGUAAUUGCCAAAACUGUCCUUGAUGUUCUCAGUUGCUUCACUCUGUCACAAUACUCAUUCCUUAAAAAUAGAAAUGAUCAGAUUGUGUUGCUUAUCAA
This is a messenger RNA of Malania oleifera, 2054 nucleotides long. Its product is annotated as beta-glucosidase 42. Lineage: Eukaryota; Viridiplantae; Streptophyta; Magnoliopsida; Santalales; Ximeniaceae. Gene Ontology annotation, biological process: cellulose catabolic process. The record is from RefSeq and is a predicted model, not a curated record. Gene Ontology annotation, molecular function: beta-glucosidase activity. Bases 145 to 1476 code for a protein of 443 amino acids. The transcript has 13 exons.